AUGCUGAACUCGCUCCAGCUGACAAUAUCCGUCUUUCUAAUAUCACAGUGCUUCGGAGCUGCGUAUUCGCCCUGCAAGAAGCACUUUGCCGCCAACCUCUCGAAAUUGAGCGGCGAGGGCUCGUCGCAAAUCCUGCGCACCGAUGCCAACGGGAAGAGCUGUCGGAUGGAGGUCACGAAUGUGCCGUACUGUAUGGGGAUGUGUAAGACCGGAGAGUACGGUACCUACACGACCACGUUUCGGCAGCAGAACAGCUCGAUGUGCGGGUAUAUCAACCCUAAGUUCGAGGAGGUGACGAUGACCGACUGUGAUGAAGGAGCUGAUCCGGAGAUAAGGAUCGUCAAGGUGCUGGACCAGGAUACGGAAUGCGGUUGCGUCGCGGUCCCGCCGAAAGAUCAA
Molecule: messenger RNA, 399 nt
Organism: Mesorhabditis spiculigera
Lineage: Eukaryota; Metazoa; Nematoda; Chromadorea; Rhabditida; Rhabditidae
Source: the annotation of a GenBank genome assembly